AUGCUGGAGGCUGAGGAAGAUGCGGAGGCUAAAGAAGAUGCUGAGCUUGAAGAAGAUGCGGCGGCUAUGGUGAUCUACAAAUUAGUGGGACUCACAGGCGUCAUUGAAGAUUUGCUCCUGCCUUUCUUGCAGAGAAUUCACACUGGUGAUAAGCCGUUCACGUGCGAUCAGUGCGGGCGAGCAUUCCGCCAGCCAGGCAAUCUGACACGCCACCGCCUUACUCACACGACGAUCAAGCCGUACGUGUGCCCGCAAUGUAGCAAGGCCUUCAAUCGCGCCUCGAACCUACACACGCACAUGCGCACGCACACAAACUACCGGCCGUUUCUCUGUCAGUACUGUGGCAAGGGAUUCCAUCAGAAGAUCGACAUGAAAAUACACUCGUACACGCACACAGGUGAAAAGCCGCACAAAUGCAAGAAGUGCGGACGCGGUUUCAAGCAGCUGACACACCUGACGUACCACAUGCGCACGCACAGCGAUGUCAAGCAGUACACGUGUGAGUACUGCGGCAAGGGAUUCAAUCAGAAGGGCAACAUGCAAGCGCAUAUUUACAGCCACACGGGAGAGAGACCGUACAAGUGUGAGACGUGCGGGAAAGGGUUUACGUUGGCAAGCACGCUGAACACGCACCGGCGCACGCACGCCGACGUGAAACCGUUCUCCUGCCAGCACUGCAGCAAGGAAUUCUAUCACAAGAACGCCCUGAAGAGCCACCUACUGGCGAGCCACCCUUACACGGGAACUAACAUUCUCUGAAUCGGGGGCGUGCGAGUAUGCCGGAGACUGAGGAAGAGCACGCGGACAGCUACGGUUGGCCGUGAAGCCUGUAGGCGGAGAUAGCGCCUCGUUCAUCCUCCGUGAUGCAAUCAUGUAGCAACGCCUCCUCAUGAAUCGCGCGCAUGCGCAUUGCAAGUGGGAAAGCGCGCGUCGGAGACCUCACGUUGUAAUUUAUUAGUAGACACAUUAUUACUGCUUCCCCCCCUCCCCCCGGUCACGAGUGAUUCUGAUGAUGAUCGUUUUCAUUAUGUAAAUUCGUUUUUUUUAAAAAUGUAAAUUCGACUGCUUAUUAAUGCUAGAGUAGGCAGCAGCCUGUUUCUUUAUGAUUCGUUGGGCGUUAGGUUUGCCUCUUAUCGUGUGGUGGUCGCAGCGGAGACGAUCCGGGUUCUAUCUAUUGGGAAGGGUAAGGCGGAAGUGCGACCUUCUUUCUCAAGAUACCCUGCAUCACUCCUCACUCUAAGUUUUCUAUAAGAGUUGAAUGUGGACAGUAUGAACGCACGCACGUACGCACGAACGCACGC
This is a messenger RNA of Priapulus caudatus, 1301 nucleotides long. RefSeq names its product oocyte zinc finger protein XlCOF19-like. The transcript has 5 exons. Gene Ontology annotation, molecular function: RNA polymerase II cis-regulatory region sequence-specific DNA binding; DNA-binding transcription factor activity, RNA polymerase II-specific. Bases 1 to 759 code for a protein of 252 amino acids. The record is from RefSeq and is a predicted model, not a curated record. Gene Ontology annotation, biological process: regulation of DNA-templated transcription. Lineage: Eukaryota; Metazoa; Priapulida; Priapulimorpha; Priapulimorphida; Priapulidae.